CUUCUUUUUUAUUUAUAUAUUCAUAUAUAUAUUUAUCUAUAUCACCCUUUAUAAAUAUACAUAAAUGCUUCGUUUAUUUCCUAAAAGAAGCUUGACACGUUUAACACAAACAAGAGGUCUUCAAUCUGCUCGUGUUGUUUUUGAAAAGUCCAAACUCGAGCAAGAUACGGACGAUGCUUGGGACCAUGCCAAAGUGGAUCGUAGCACUAUUAGCAACCAAGCAGUACCACAACCUGCUUCUGAUGCAGUACCAAGUAGUAUGUUGGCAGCUUUUCACAACAUGUUUGAUCGUGGACCCAAUGUAGGCAUUGAAGUCAUUACAAAACAUGGGUUUGUCUUGUCCAACCAUAUUAAAAUCGAUCAACCCUUGAUCUUGUUGAAUGGAUCACCUUUUCUUUGGAAUGCACCACCUCGCUCACCUGGGUUUUUACCCAUGAAGGAUUGGGAUAUUGAUACCUUCAAGAUUUUUGAGGUGGUCUCACCUCGACCUGAACUCAUCAUGUUUGGCACAGGAAAAGAAUUUGCACCUAUUCCUGAACAUAUUCGUAAAUAUUUCUUUAAACUUGGUAUUCAAGUGGACCAAAUGAAUUCGAAACAUGCGGCAGCAACGUAUAAUGUAUUGGCAGAAGAAGGAAGACGAGUGGCAGCCGCGUUGUUACCACUUGAAGAAAAAGCCUAAGGUCUGACGAUGACAGGAGCGGUGAUACCAUUUUUGACGACAGUUGGCCUACAUUUGCCAUUGGAAAAAGAUUUUCUACUCUUUCUCUUUUUUAAAACUGCAUCCAUUAAAGCCUGAAUAAACCUCUGUUCAUCAAUUAACCUCACGUCUUGUUUCAGAUAGCCCGCCGGGUGGUUCACGGUAGACAUGAGAUCACGUAAACUCCAAGCACUUAAUAAAAAUAAACGUUUGGCACUAAUCUUGUUCUCCUUGAGUUGUCGAAAUACAGUGCGUCUCACUUCUUUCACUAAUUCGCCAACCGCUUUCGCCCACACUGUAUUCACAUCUGUAUCUUUUUCUUGUUUCAAUCGAUCAAUUUUUGACUGCAGUGAUUCAUCACAUCGAUUUCGGACAAAUAAAACAGGAAUGUGAUGUGCUUGUGCUUUGGAUGCAAUGACGAGAUCAAUCGCUUGUAAUCU
Messenger RNA from Mucor mucedo, 1137 nucleotides. Its product is annotated as NADH dehydrogenase 1 alpha subcomplex assembly factor 3. The transcript has 2 exons. Bases 65 to 679 code for a protein of 204 amino acids. Gene Ontology annotation, biological process: mitochondrial respiratory chain complex I assembly. Gene Ontology annotation, cellular component: mitochondrial inner membrane. NCBI's taxonomy places the organism in Eukaryota, Fungi, Mucoromycota, Mucoromycetes, Mucorales, Mucoraceae. The record is from RefSeq and is a predicted model, not a curated record.